Solea solea (common sole) is the source of this 1273-nucleotide messenger RNA. RefSeq names its product fructose-1,6-bisphosphatase 1b (gene fbp1b). NCBI's taxonomy places the organism in Eukaryota, Metazoa, Chordata, Actinopteri, Pleuronectiformes, Soleidae. The coding region runs from base 61 to 1074 and encodes 337 amino acids. Gene Ontology annotation, cellular component: cytosol; cytoplasm. Gene Ontology annotation, biological process: fructose 6-phosphate metabolic process; sucrose biosynthetic process; fructose 1,6-bisphosphate metabolic process. The transcript has 8 exons. The record is from RefSeq and is a predicted model, not a curated record. Gene Ontology annotation, molecular function: fructose 1,6-bisphosphate 1-phosphatase activity.
GGCCAAUUCUCACCCGUUUCACUUCAGGCGUUAGGUCCCAGUCCGACACCUGACAGCACAAUGUCUGACAAAGGCGCCUUCGACACCAACGUGCUGACUCUGACCAGGUUUGUCCUGGAGCAGGGCAGGAAGGCGCAGGGAACAGGUGAGCUCACCACGCUGCUCAACUCCAUCUGCACAGCUGUCAAAGCCAUUUCCACCGCUGUCAGGAAGGCUGGGAUCGCUAACCUAUAUGGCAUUGCUGGAAGCACCAACGUGACAGGAGACCAGGUGAAGAAGCUGGACGUUCUGUCCAAUGACCUGGUCAUUAACAUGAUCAAGUCGUCCUUCACCUCCUGUGUGCUCGUGUCAGAGGAGGAUGAAAAGGCCAUCAUUGUGGACCCAGACCAGAGAGGGAAAUACAUCGUGUGCUUUGAUCCAUUGGACGGCUCCUCAAACAUUGACUGCCUUGUCUCGAUUGGAACAAUUUUUGCCAUCUACAAAAAGACCACAGAUGGCGAGCCCUGUGAGAAUGAUGCUCUGCAGCCUGGAAGGAACAUUGUCGCUGCUGGUUAUGCGCUGUAUGGCAGCGCCACCAUGAUGACCCUCUCGACCGGUCAAGGAGUCAGCUGCUUCAUGCUGGACCCCGCAAUUGGCGAGUUCAUCUUGGUGGAUCGCGACGUCAAGAUUAAAAAGAAGGGAAAAAUCUACAGUUUGAAUGAAGGCUAUGCACAGCACUUUUAUCCAGAUGUGACUGAAUACCUGCAAAUGAAGAAAUUCCCAGAGGACGGUUCUGCUCCAUACGGCAGUCGAUACAUCGGCUCAAUGGUCGCCGAUGUUCAUCGCACUAUGGUGUACGGCGGAAUCUUUUUAUAUCCCGCUAAUGUCAAGAGUCCCAAGGGCAAGCUCAGGCUACUGUAUGAAUGCAACCCCAUGGCCUUCAUCAUAGAGCAGGCAGGAGGCAAGGCCACCACAGGAUCUAUGAACGUUCUGGACAUCCAGCCCACCGGGAUCCACCAGCGAGUCCCCGUGGUCCUCGGAUCCCCCGACGAUGUGCAAGAAUAUAUUUCCAUUUACAAGAAGCAUAACAAAUGAGCAGGCCACGUCUGGCCGUGAGCAGCCUGAAGCAGGACUCAACACAAUAAAGUGCACUGAUGAAGGAACCAGGAGCUUCACUGGACCUGUGAACACACUGCUCUGACAUAUAACCUACCUUCUUGUUAUGUGUGUGUGUGUGUGUGUUACUUGAAGGCAUCUUUCUGUAUUAUUUAAAUAAAGACAAAUGGAAAAUGCA